GUAAAGGGUUUUGGCCGGGCUCGAUCAUUCUCUCAUUGGGGAAUGUGAAUGCGCAGCGAAAUGGCAGCGGCGGAUGAUCUCUGGCUGGUCAGCUGCUUGAAUGCGACGCUGGAUCCCAAUCUGGGAGCUAGGAAUCAAGCGGAAGGCGCUCUUACGGAGGCAUCAAGAAAGACAGGAUAUGGCAUUGCUCUCGCCAGAAUCACACUGAACAACGAUUUCUCGCUGGGAGUGCGUCAGCUAGCUGCGGUUCUUUUGAAGCAUUACGUGAAGAAGCAUUGGAUUGGCGAUGACUUCACUGUCUUUCCUCAAGACAAGGAAAUGAUUCGAAAGCUGUUGCCCCUUGGUUUGGGUGAUCCAGAGAAGAAGAUACAAACCGCUGUGGGUAUGGUAAUUGCAUGCAUUGCCAUUUCCGACUGGCCAGAGGAAUGGCCGGAGCUUAUGAUGCUCAUCCUUGCGUGCAUAAACGAUCGCUCCGACGUUAACAAAGUGAAUGGAGGAAUGCGAUGCCUCUACCUUUUUGCUGACGAGAUGGACGAUAGACAACUCCCACACCUGGUGCCUGUGCUUUUCCCGGCUUUGUAUGACAUUAUCUCAACAUCUUCCGUUUACGCUGCGUCGACUCGAAAGGAAGCACUGAAUGUGUUGCAUAGCUGCAUCGCCACCCUGGGGGUUAUGAGUGGUGCUUAUCAAUCAGAAACGAAGGCGCUGAUGAAACCUAUGCUUAAGGGAUGGUUGGAACAAUUUGCGGCAGUACUUCUUCAAACAAUCCGGCCGAAAGAGCCGGAUAGUUGGCUGCUCAAAAUGGAGGCUAUCAAAGCUUUGCAACAAAUUGUGAUGAACUUUUCGAAACUCGCAUUCAACGACUUCACAAUUGUUCUUUCCCCACUCUGGCAUACAUUCGUCACAGACCUGCAAGUUUACGUGGAGGCUGCUGUCAACGGCGACGAAGUAGACUUGGCUGAUCCCAAAAGCUCUGAAGAAAGUUUAGAGUCGUACGCAAAUCAGUUGCUCGAGUUUCUACUAUGUCUAGUUGGCCAUUCACGAUACUGUGAGGUUAUCCGCAAGAGCAUCAAAGAUCUGGCGUACUUCACGAUAGGGUACAUGCAGAUGACUGAAGAACAAGUCCAGACUUGGUCUGGAGACGCGAGUGAGUUCCUGGCCGAGGAAGAUACUUUAUCCUGUAGCUGCAGAACGUCAGGGGUCUUGCUUCUCCAGGAGUUUGUUGGUGUCUACGAGGACGAAGGCACACUAGCUAUUCUGGAAGCUGUCAGUAGAAGAAUGGAAGAUGCAGACAGAGCGAAAUCUCAGGGUGAAACUGGCUGGUGGAAGGUGCGCGAGGCGGCAUUAUUAACUUUGGGAUCUUGUGUAGAGGCUGACGAUGAGCUGCCCGGAUUCAGCAUUGACGUUCUUUUUAACCGCAUUUUAGUUGACGACCUAUCACAAGGAAUGAAAUUGUGUCCCUUUUUAUAUGGCCGUGCUCUAUGGGCCGUUGCAAAAUUCUCUUCCUGCAUUAGCAAGGACAAACAAGAGAAGUUCUUUCUUACUGCAAUAGAAGGACUGUCUGAUACUUCGUAUAUUCCAAUCAUGGUGGCUUCAUGCCAAGCAGUUUCCACCUUGUUGCCAAAAGUUGAGUCUCGAAGCUCACAGCCUUAUAUAAGAUCACUCUAUACAGCACUGGCGACACUCUUGCAGCAGGGGUCUGAAGAAACUAUGCAUAUUGUUUUGGAUGCGUUGCAAUCCGCAAUAAAAGCUGACAAGGAUCACAUGCCUGAAGCAGAGGCAAUGUUAUCUCCCAUUUUACUGCACGUAUGGGCGACAUAUAUCAGGGAUCCCUUAAUCAGCAUAGACGCACUAAGUGCUAUAGAGGCUGUUAAAAAUGCCCCUGGCUGUAUGGAGCCUCUUGCAGCGCGGGUGCUUCCUGCUAUUACUGGCGUUUUGUGUCAGCCACGAAGUCAGCAGGAAGGACAAGUAGCGGGAGCUUUAGAUCUUCUCACCAUGCUUGUCAAGAACGCGCCUCUCAGCAUCUUGAAGCACGCGCAUCAUGCACUCUUUACCUCCAUUAUCGAUAUAGUUUUGCAGACGAAUGACGAUAGCGAGCUACAGAAUGCAACUGAGUGUCUAGCUGGCUUUGUCAAAAGCGCAGGAGAGAACUUGCUUGCUUGGGCCACUGACGCUGAUUCUACAAUGAAGAUGCUUCUGGCGGCUGCUGGGAGAUUGUUGAACCCGCAAACAAAUAGCUCCGGAUCUCUUUAUUCUGGCACUUUUAUCGUACAGCUUAUUGAAAAGUUUUCUUUGCGUAUGGCUCCCCACCUCAGAGAUCUCGUGACGGCAUUAGUGGUACGUUUGGAAAGUGUGGCACUCAAAGGCUCCCUGAUCUUUGUAUUCGCCAAGCUGGUACACAUGAGCGCACCUAACUAUGGGCAAUUUAUCGAGCUGUUGAGGAGUAUUCCUUCGAAAGGUUAUGGAGAUUCUCUCACAUGUGUAAUGGCGGAAUGGACCAAAUGCCACGACGAAGUUCAAGGUUCGUACCAGAUCAAAGUGAGUACAACAGCUCUGGCAAGUCUUUUAGCCACUGGACACCCUCUACUUUCACAAGUUCAAGUCGAAGGACGCUUGCUGGAGGCUACUGGUGGAAUCAAGACAAGGUCGAAAUCCAAAUUGCAACCUGACCAGUUUACGAGAGUUUCCGCACUUCAAAAGAUUUUCUCCCUCCUGGCUCGUGGUCUAGUCGAAGGACAAGAGGCAGCCAGCAAUUUCGUGGAUGAGGAUGAUGAGUGGGAAGAGCUUAGCAACCCGGACGGGAAUGAUGUGGAAGAUGUAGUGCCAGCCAAUAAAUCGCUACGGUCUGUUUUCGAGCCUGCUGAUCUGUACGAAGACGUGUUGAAUGGCGACGUGAGUGAUGGGGACGAACCAAGCGAUGAAGUUGAUCCAAUCAAUCAGAUCAAUCUCCAAGCUUACUUGGUGGACUUCAUGAAGAGAUUCUCACAAGAAGCUCCGCUUGCAUUCAGUGAAUUCUUCAAGGAGCUGUCUGAUCGGGAAAAAUGUGCGGUGCAAGAUGCGGUGUCUAGCAAGUAAGAAGUGGCCGAGAGGGAGAAAAAAGUUUUGUAGGAAAGAGACAGAGACGACGAUUAUGUGUGAUUCUUGAGUAAACCGCUUUUAAAUCCGAAAGCUCGCAAGCUCAAUACCAGUGUAUUGAACUA
Messenger RNA from Selaginella moellendorffii, 3200 nucleotides. RefSeq names its product importin-9. NCBI's taxonomy places the organism in Eukaryota, Viridiplantae, Streptophyta, Lycopodiopsida, Selaginellales, Selaginellaceae. Gene Ontology annotation, molecular function: small GTPase binding. Bases 49 to 3075 code for a protein of 1008 amino acids. The record is from RefSeq and is a predicted model, not a curated record. Gene Ontology annotation, cellular component: cytosol; nuclear envelope. The transcript is spliced from 33 exons. Gene Ontology annotation, biological process: protein import into nucleus.